AUGACCAGCGAUACGUUGAUCAUAGACGCAGAUGGAGACCUAGUUCUCUCAUUCGAUCCAGAAGAAUGUUCAUCGACUCAGACAGAUGAUAUCUGGAUCGACGCCGAUUCGUCAGAAGAUCAUUCUCAGAUUAUAGAUGCCGAGCCAUCAAAUGCAGUGUCCAGGAUUUUGAUUAAGGCAACCGAUGUCUCGCCGACCGACAUAUCAAUUGAAGAACGAUCCGAAUCAAACGAUAAUUCGUGGGUCGAGCUGAAGCAAGUCCGCAUGCUAGUCUCAUCCAAGCAUAUGUCCGUUGCUUCGCCAGUAUUCAAAGCUAUGCUCCAGGCAAGCUCUCAAGAGGGUAUCGAACUGAAGAAAACCGGCAAGGUGGAAUUGUCGCUUCGUGAUGAGGAUUCAAAGGCAUGGAAUAUUUUACUCAACAUCAUACAUGGACGUUUCAGAUCUGUUCCUUUGGAUAUCAAUUUGCCCAUGUUCACCCAGAUUGCGCUCUUAUGCGACAAGUACCAAAUGUAUGAGGUUGCUUAUGCGUUCACACCAACUUGGAAAAUGUCGGCUGGCCACGACUCUGUGUCGGGAGAAGAUAUACCUCGCUGGAUCUUUAUAGCCUGGACUUUCAAUAUGACAGAUGUACUCGAAGAGAUCACGAAAGGCCUUGCUCUCAAUUAUACUGGAAAUGGAAUCGAAAAGUUGUUCAGCAUGACUACUCUACCGAUUCCCCAAAUUGUUAUGGAUGAGCUUGAAAAUUCUCGCCAGCAUGCGAUUGCUGAAUUGGUUGAUAUGUUUGAUUACGCCAUACAGCGAUAUCAAGAAGAUAGUUCCAAGUGUACAAUUCGCACCAGAUGCGGUGAAGAUAGAGUGUCUUACCGUAAGCAAUGUGAUUCAAUGAUACUAGGCAUGUUAUUGAAAGGUGCCAUUGAGCAACAGAUCUACCCACUUCCGACAAAACCAUACAAAGAGUGGUCUUUUUCUAUCUUGGAAAAGAAGAUCAAGUGUAUUAAACCAACUUCAUUGUGCGCUGCUGUGUCAUUGAUACCAGAUGUCCAUUGCGAUCAAGACCAUGGAAUCUCUAUGAUUAUGACAUCAUGGAUUAAACAUACUGCACACGAAGUCACUGGGCUUCAAUUGGCAUCUUUGAAGAAGGAUGCAUCACCGGAGAUUCAGUGGCCAAUUCGAUGA
Botrytis deweyae is the source of this 1176-nucleotide messenger RNA. RefSeq lists its product as uncharacterized. The transcript is spliced from 2 exons. Bases 1 to 1176 code for a protein of 391 amino acids. Lineage: Eukaryota; Fungi; Ascomycota; Leotiomycetes; Helotiales; Sclerotiniaceae. The record is from RefSeq and is a predicted model, not a curated record.